UUGUGGGACACUGAUCCUCCCCUGGAGUCAUGGCUGGGGCCCUGGACCCCAUACUAACCAGAGCAAAAGAUGUCUGCAAGCGGAACGGGCUCCUUAUCCUCUCUGUGUUAUCUGUAAUUGUGGGAUGUCUUCUAGGUUUCUUUCUCAGGACCAGGCGUCUCUCUGAACAGGAGAUCAGUUACUUCCAGUUUCCUGGGGAGCUUCUCAUGCGAAUGCUGAAGAUGCUGAUUCUGCCUCUCGUGGUAUCAAGUUUGAUGUCAGGAUUGGCUGCCUUGGAUGCGAAGACCUCCAGUCGCCUGGGUAUUUUCACUAUUGCCUACUACCUUUGGACCACAUUUGUUGCUGUGAUUGUGGGGAUCAUCAUGGUGUCUAUAAUCCACCCUGGAGGUGCUGCACAAAAAGAGAACACUGAGCAUAGUGGGAAGCCAGUUAUGAGUUCUGCAGAUGCUCUGCUGGACCUGAUUAGGAAUAUGUUUCCAGCAAAUCUUGUCGAAGCGACUUUCAAGCAGUAUCGCACAAAGAAUGUACCGGUUAUGAAACCAAAGGAAACAUUACAAAAUGACAUCACAGAAGCCAUCACACACCGUAUUCUUAUUUACGGCAUUCAAGAUGAGAAUGGUUCACACAUCCAGAACUUUGCCCUGGAUAUCACUCCCUCCCCAGAUAUCACCUACAAAUCAGAACCAGGAACCAGUGAGGGCAUGAACGUGCUGGGAAUUGUUAUCUUCUCUGCCACCAUGGGUAUAAUGCUGGGGCGUAUGGGGACCAGUGGGGUUCCUCUUGUAAGUUUCUGCCAGUGCUUGAACGAGUCCGUCAUGAAAAUUGUGGCUGUAGCUGUUUGGUAUUUCCCAUUUGGCAUAGUUUUCCUCAUUGCUGGAAAGAUCCUUGAAAUGGAUGAUCCCACGGCUAUCGGAAAAAAGCUAGGCUUUUACGCCAUUACUGUGGUGUGUGGCCUGAUUGUGCACGGACUCUUUAUCCUCCCCCUCAUGUACCUGUUAAUAACUAAGAAGAAUCCCAUUGUAUUCAUCAGAGGGGUUCUGCAGGCUCUGCUUAUAGCUCUGGCCACAUCCUCCAGUUCUGCUACUCUGCCAAUAACAUUUAAGUGCCUUCUUGAGAAUAAUCACAUAGACCGGCGAAUCGCCCGCUUUGUAUUGCCUGUGGGUGCCACCAUCAACAUGGAUGGAACAGCCCUUUAUGAAGCAGUGGCUGCCAUUUUUAUUGCCCAAGUGAAUAACUACGAGCUGGACUUUGGACAGAUUAUCACAAUUAGUAUCACAGCAACAGCGGCCAGUAUUGGAGCAGCUGGUAUCCCCCAAGCAGGCCUGGUAACCAUGGUGAUCGUAUUGACAUCUGUUGGUCUUCCCACUGAUGACAUCACCUUAAUCAUUGCCGUUGAUUGGGCCUUGGAUAGGUUUCGCACCAUGAUCAAUGUGCUGGGGGACGCGCUCGCUGCUGGCAUCAUGGCACAUCUCUGCAGGAAAGACUUUGCAAAGCAGAAUGAUGAGGUUCCUCUGAUCUGUGAGACCAAGCCCAUCAGCAUUCACCAGAUCAUGGCAUACCAGCGGAACGGAUGCGUAAAGAGCCGCAGUGCCCCUCACCUCUCCACCUCCCCACCGGAAUUUCAUCAGAUGCAACCAGAGCUGGAGCACCGGGAGCAAAACCGGGACAGAGACCAAUGUACAAUAGAGAUCAGCGAGCUGGAGACCAACGUGUAACAGUGAGGCCUGGUUCUCUGCUCACUCUCGCACGCUGCCCUGAGGCUACUGGUGGAAGCCCCGUAUGUCACCAGCAAUGCUGAGCAGUGGAUAAAAGGUUGUGAGUCCCAAAGCACAGACUGGUCCUUUGUGUUAGGAAGAUAUUUUACUCUUCAGGACUCUGAGUAAUGGAGGGGUCUAUAUCGGGGUCAUAUGAUGACCUUUAUACGUGUCACCUUUGUCACGUUAUAAGGUAUCUCCUCAUGUCACAAAAUAAAUAUCUCCUUUCUUUUUA
Molecule: messenger RNA, 1989 nt
Organism: Bombina bombina (fire-bellied toad)
Lineage: Eukaryota; Metazoa; Chordata; Amphibia; Anura; Bombinatoridae
Gene: SLC1A7
Product: solute carrier family 1 member 7
Exons: 14
Coding region: 30-1715 (561 amino acids)
Biological process (GO): L-glutamate transmembrane transport
Cellular component (GO): plasma membrane
Molecular function (GO): neutral L-amino acid transmembrane transporter activity; L-glutamate transmembrane transporter activity; glutamate:sodium symporter activity
Source: RefSeq, a predicted model, not a curated record